This is a messenger RNA of Oppia nitens, 939 nucleotides long. RefSeq names its product AP-5 complex subunit mu-1-like. The record is from RefSeq and is a predicted model, not a curated record. The transcript has 3 exons. NCBI's taxonomy places the organism in Eukaryota, Metazoa, Arthropoda, Arachnida, Sarcoptiformes, Oppiidae. Gene Ontology annotation, biological process: endosomal transport. Gene Ontology annotation, cellular component: AP-type membrane coat adaptor complex; late endosome; lysosome. Bases 130 to 939 code for a protein of 269 amino acids.
AUUUGUUUGAAUACAAUGUUUAUACAGAAUAAGUGAUAAGUAUUACAACUAUAAGUGUCGACAAAUUUCGAGACCAAUUGCGGUGACAUUUAAUGACAAAUCAAUAAACCAUUUAUUAUAUGACUUGUAAUGGCUUUGCGUUACUUUUGGAUUAUAUCGUUGACCACGAAAUCAGUGGUCUUUUUGCGGCGAUUCCCGACCGUAGAGAAGAGGGCACAGAAUUUUGGUCACAAAGAGGUUAUUAUUACCGGCGAUGACCUACUCGUGGAUGCUAUGCUCACAUCGUUGGCCAUCAACAGAGUUACAGACGAUGAAGCGUUUCAGUUGUCCAGUCGUAAUGAAUUGCCAGUCGUUGGACUCAAAUAUAAAGAUAACAAUUUGUGGCCAAUUCUGGUCAUCGAACAGAACGGCUUUCUUUUCUGUGGAUUUCCAUUCUGUGAAUCGCAUCCAAAGAGUGACACAAUUGAGUUGAUUGACGACAAGUCUAUUGCUCUUUGUUUUACAUGUCUACAGACAAUCGCCCGUUAUUUUACUGCCGAUAAGGGUCUCUCAUGGAUUGAAUGGCUCAUCACAUCAAUGGCACCGUUUGGUACACUAAUUAAUCAAAACUAUGAACCAUUAAAUCAAAAGAAACAAACUGGUGGUCAAAGAGUGAACAAAUUAGAGACAAAACUACAACAAAAUGAACUGAAAUUAUCAGUAAAUGAGUUGAUCUCCAGAACUAAAGACAAAGAACUAAUUUACGGGACAUUAACUAUAGAUCAUCCAAAUCAUAAUUAUAAUGGUUUAGUAAAUGUCAAAUUAAGAGCAAUUGAUUCAUUAAAUCUGGUUUUACCACCAAAUUGUACACAAAACGGAUUCAUUCUUCAAAUAAGACCCGCGUAUCACAAUCCGCUGCAUUUGGUUCACUAUAAGUGCAAUUCAAACAAUAAAUCAUAA